Molecule: messenger RNA, 1656 nt
Organism: Striga hermonthica
Lineage: Eukaryota; Viridiplantae; Streptophyta; Magnoliopsida; Lamiales; Orobanchaceae
Source: the annotation of a GenBank genome assembly
AUGGUAGCCGAGUAUCCAAAAAUUAAUCGAUUUUCACCUGUUCAUUCUCAAUCACAAGGCAGCUAUGUGGGAGUCGAACUUGCGGGUACUCAGCGUCCCGGUGGGCCCCACACUCAUCCUCUCUCUUACCCUCUUUCUCUCUCUACUCCCGGGCUGCUCGGGUCGGUUUGGAGGGAGAUCGAGAAGCAGAGGAUAAGGGAGGAGAUAACCGCCGAGAGAAGGCUUGCUCUCGAGGCCGAGGUGCGGUGGGAGAUGAUGGUCGAGAGGGAGAUGGGUCUUACCCGUCUGACGAGUGGUGGGGCCCACAUGGUUCAUCCUCCUCCACCAGUCCCGUUCGGACCGUCUUCAAGGCUUGCCCCGGCUCCGGAUGGAGUUUUCGGGACUUCGCCUCUCGCGAAGCCAUUGCCCGACAGAGUUUCGGAUGGCGCCAAAGAGGAGAUUAUCCCCGAGAGAAGGCUUGCUCUCGAGGCCGAGGUGCAGUGGGAGAUGAUGGUCGAGAGGGAGAUGGGUCUUACCCGUCUGACGAGUGGUGUGGCCCACGUGAUUCAUCUUCCUCCACCAGUCCCGUUCGGAUCGUCUUCAAGGCUUGGCCCGGCUUCGGAUGGAGUUUUCGGGACUUCGCCUCUCGCAAAGCCUUUGCCUGACAAAGUUUCGAAUGGCGCCAAAGAGAAACCGAAGAUUGUUCUGUCGGUCAAACCAAAUGAAACUCUACAUGGAUCAAAGAGGAAGGCCGUGAUUCCGCUAGCUGGCGAUGUCUCGAAAAAGAGAGCUAAAGAGGAGUGGAGUUGUUCCCUCUGCCAGGUCAGCACCACAUGUCAACAAGCUCUCAACGAGCACUUAACAGGAAAGAAGCACAAAUCGAGGGAGGCCGCCAAAAGAUACGACGAAGGCGGCAAAAGCUAUUCUAUUGUGCUUUUAUCAAAGGGAAAAGCUACCGAGCAGAUAUCGGGCCUUUCAGAAUCUCCCCCGAAGGAAAAUCAAAAUGCAGAAGACAAUUCAAACAACAGCAGGUAUAGGUUUUGGUGUGAUUUGUGCCAGGUAUGGUCCAAUUCGGUGGAUAACAUGAAUAGUCAUAAGAACGGGAAGAAACAUGCCAGGCGGCUUGAAGUUAAAGCAAUCGAACGAAAAGUAGCCGCUAAACAGAAGGAAACGAUCAUGCUCGUUAAUCGCGAAGGAGUUGAAGAAGAUGAAAAAAAUGUACCAUCUGUUGAUGAGGGCUCGGUGGAGCGAAAAGUAGCCGAGCGGAAGGAAAUUAUCAUGCUCGCUAAUCGUGAAGGAGUCGAAGAAGAUGGAAAAAAUGUGCCGUCUGUUGAUGAGGGCUCGGUGGAGCGAAAAGUAGCCGAGCGGCAGGAAAUUAUCAUGCUUGCUAAUUGUGAAGGACUCGAAGAAGAUGGGAAAAAUGUACCGUCUGUUGAUGAGGGCUCGGUGGAAAGAAAAGUAGCCGAACAACAGAAGGAAAUUAUCACGCUCGGUAAUCGGGAAGGUGAUGUCGGGAAGCUAGUCUACACCAGAAGGAGUGGAAGAAGAUGGAAAAAUGUACUGUCUGUUGAUGAGGGCUGGGUUUGUGAUCCUGUGGCUGAAAACGAGGCAGACGUGGGGUUGGCCAAGGGAGAUAUGGCUGACGAGGCAAAAGACGAAGGGCUUAACGUUUCUUGA